AUGGCACAAAGGACCAUCGAAGAAACAGUGCACGCUUUUGUUGAACGUGUUUUUUCUGUUUGGAGUGGUCUGCAGCUCGCUAUAGAUCAGUCGAGCGCUGGAUCUGAAACAAGAGAGAAAUACUUGGUUUGCUCAUGUUUUCAAUAUUUUGCGUACAAUUUUUUUUAGUGGCUGGUAAACGUCACCAGUGAGCAUAUAAUUUCUACUCGUGGAUUAGGAGCUGAAGACUUGGAAGAAUGGUUAGCCACUAUUCUGUACCACGAUUUUGAUCUUAUUUUGGAGGAUGAUAGCGUGUAUGGUACAAGUUAUCUCUUGCUCGAAGCGUAUGGGUAUGCGACGUUUUUCGUUGCGAUAAAUUAUUAUUAUAUUUUACAGGUAUAUCAAGCACAAUGAUGAAUCUAGACUGAAUCAGCUCAUUGCUGGUGAGGCUUCAUGGUUUUUUUUUUUGCAAAUUCUCGUAUACAGUAUAAUAAAAAAUCGUGUUGGGUUUUUCGGACAAGCAAAGAAAACUUUCGGAAAAUGUUUAUGUUUCAUUUCAUGUAAGUCAACGUAAAUGCAUCUUCAAAAAACAAGAGAGAAUAUUUCUGAAAAGUUUAUUUUCUGGUGUAACCUCGAUAACUGCCAAAAUAAGAAUCAAUUUCAAACAAAUGAUGUGUUUGCAUCUCGAUAAAACUUGCUUCAAAACGCGUUUAAAAUAACCAAAUCUCCCAUAAUAGAAAAAAAAAGAAAAUUAACUAAUAUCGAUUUCGGCGACUGUGAGUCAACUUGUGUUAUCUAAUAAAAUUCCUCAUCUUUCAGGUCUUCCUACGCCUCAGCAAGUUUCUGAAGCAAACAAAAGUUCACGCCGUGAAGGUAACGACGAAGAUGACGUUGAUAUGGACGCAAUUUCUUCAGGUUUGCAUAUUUAAUAUACUUCAAGGUGCAAACUACGUUCACCCAUAUUUGGGGACAGGAUUACAUCAAUCAAUUUCCAUACUUUUUUUCAAGUUUCAGGCGACGAGGAAGAAGAGGAUCAAGAAGACAAGCCGGAAAGGACAAAGUUGCAGCACGUAACCGACAGCGACGGAUGGACCACGAUUGUCCGCAAGUAAAGAUAUUCAUUCUUUUGCCGCCAUAUCGUCGUACAGAGUUAAAUUCAAUUUUUUCGAGAGAGUUCAUGAGGUUUUCAUUCUUUCGGGGCGCAAACUUUUCAAUUUUGAUUUUGCAUGUAAAUCGUCAUGAAAGAUUAAAUGCGAACCUAAAUAAACUUGGGAAUGUACAUUCUAGCGAGAUUAGAGGUACAUAGAGUGCAGGUUUCUAAAUGAAAUGACUUUGUUCGACGUUUUUGCUUCGUUUUUCUUGAUUCCGAACAACAUCGAUGAAGUUAUUCUUAUUAAGUAUGUGAUAUGGGUUUUCCUACCAUUGAAUUUGUUUUCAUGAAAUAUGAUUUUCCGCGAAAAACUAGAACCCGGUGCACUUCCGGUUGAAAUAAUUUCGACCUCUGUUGUAAUUUUAUUCAGUUGUUGUUGCUCCUGUUUUUGUUGUUACUGAAGUUUGGAUAAAUAUUUCGCACCUGACUGCAGAUUUCGUCAGACUCAUUAUAAUGACAUAAUAGCCCAGGGGAAUGUUUUGAGAUCUCGAAUUGUCGCUUCGCUGAGAAAUCUCCCCUGGCAACCGCCGAUAAGAGACCUCAGAGCUACUUUUUUACCUGUUUUCCUUUCAUGGGCUCUUCAUUAUUUUGUACUUCUUCUUUAAUGAGUCCAGUGGGUUGGCGGCAUUCUCUUCAUUCAUCUUCAAAAAGAAGUUCAGUCAUCAAUAAAAAAAAUGUCUUUUUUUGUUUUCAGUUAUUCUGAAUAAUUUGAGACUGUUUUUCGAAUGAAAUCGUGCUGGUGAAAUAAUAAAAAAAAACCAUAGAAGAAAAAAAGACUUGUAAAAGCUGCAAAAUCUGCUUUAGAAUCUUAGAGCUCUCUAAUUGGCGCGUGGAAUCUCGCUCGGGAGAAUAACAAGCAUAAGAGGAUUUUAUAAUUGCUCGAUGGGAAAAGGAAGUUGGAAAGUGAACGCGGCUUUCACGAUGUUAUUUAUUUGGAGCCUACAGAACUGACGGUUCUCGACGAAAGUUUUGUAGUUUUACCAGAUGGCACAAGAAAAUCUUUGGGGACAUUGAGGAAAAAAGCUUAGAUUUUUACUUUUUUUAUUUGAAGAACGUAGAAUUCCGCACUAUCGUCAAAAAACACCUUUUAUCAAGUUAAAAUGGGACAAAUGCAAUUUUGACACGCCAAAUUUUGAUUCAGGAAAAAAUGGUUGGUUUUUCAAAUUUUACAGUGAAAUUCUCAAGUGAGAUGUAAGUUCUGCGACUUUGACUUCUGUCUUCAUUCUCCUCGCGAUUCUGAUCCGGUGACAUUAUUGCAACGCCGUUUCAGCCUGGUCAGACGAUUCGGGAGCUUGAAGGAAAACGAAGAAUCUCGACUGUGGGGAAGACGGUCAGCCGUUUGGCAAGUGAGUCAGCUGGGAGACUCUGCGUCUCUGUCGGCGAGCCCUCGAGUCUGGCCGUCUGUCAGCUGAGGUGUGCAGAGCCGCGAGUCUGCCCAGCUUCUGCUCAAUCAUAUUUUUAUCACGGCUCCAUCCUGCUACGUUCUUUCUGGUCGUCAUCGAGUUGAGGUCUGUUGCAGGAGACUGAAGGAAGUGAUCGGCACCUGAAAAGGUGAAAUGAGCGUGGGAACGUGCUCAGUGGCAGAGCUGCAGACGGCUCUGGGGGAAGCCAGCAAGCAGACUCACCAACUCUGGGAAGAGAACAAAGACCUUCAGGUCCGUUUGUUUUUUCCGCUCUCUUCUCCUUUUCGCGGCAACACCCAGCCUUUUUCCUUUCAACCUUUGUUCGCAUCUCUUCAUAUCUUUUUCUCCCAUUACGCUAUAUGAUGAAACAUCAUUUUCCCUUCCCAGAGAAUAGGUCAUGAGACUUUCGCAUUAAACUGCGAAACCCAGUUUCCUGUUGAUAUUACGUUUCUAUCGUGGAAAAGUGUGUAAAAAUCAAAGAAUAACUUGGUGGAUCCCUCUUAAAACACAAUUCAAAUUUUCUACCAGAAUUACUGAUAUACCCACUGACCAAGUCGUGAUAAACGAGGUGUAUUUCACUGCAGAUAAACGAAGAGAACCAGAGAUGAAAGAACUCAUUAGAAGGCUUUUAUUUUUAAAUUUGAAACUUGAUCUCUUGGUUGAAAUAUAUUAACUAUUUUUUUCACUCUAGACAAAAAUUUCUGAUCCAUAUUUUGAGCCCUAAACUCAAAGGAGCCUCGAAAAAUAUACAAUUCCUAGCAAUUAUAAACAGUCUUGAAAUUCAAAUCAUUCGGAUUGCACUUCUGGAAGUAUUUCGCAUUGAAAACGAAAAAAAAGGUUUUAUUUUUGAAGGGUCGUUUCGUGAAUGAUCUCUCUGAGCUGCAACGGAUACAACUUGCCAUCACACAGUUGGAAAACGAACGUCGCACGGAUCAGCUUCAACAUGUUCGUUUCUUUUGAAGUCGCUCAGGGAGGGUUUCAUUCAGAGGAGUUACUUUGAACUGGAACUUUUGGAAAAAAAAAUCAAGAAAGUCCUGUGAAUUCAUCUCGAGGUAGCACUUUCAAUCAGAGACAAAGUUAGGAGCAGACUCAAUGUUAUGACGAAGGAGGUAUAUCCUCGCAGGCAGUUCUUUGUCAGAUUUUCAGGCUGUCAUUUUCUUUACAACGUCUUAUUUUUCUCCUUGCAAAAUUUGUAGUGAGACCCAUUUCGUGGGGAAAAUAAUCUUAGUAAUCUACAAAUCGGCUGGGAAAUAGUCAAAAUAAGAAGAUAAGAAGUUUUAUGUGUGCUGUUUUUCACUAUGUGUAAAAACUGUUUAAAAAACACAAUUUUUGUCUUAUAAUCUGAGGGAGGAUAAAACAUGAGAAGAAAGAUCGAUUGCUAACAAUUUGAGGGUAUUUUCCCUUUCUCUUGGCAAUUAUGUGAAAAAUGAGCCCGAAACUCUGGAAAAAAAGACGAAUUACCUGAAAAAGCGACGUUCACAACUUCGAAUUUUCGAAAAAGUAUCCCACGGUUUUCAUUUUGCUGUUAAUUGGAGUUUCGAGACAAUUUUUAUGACCUUGCUAGCUUCUUUUCUUUGAUUGAGAACGAACCUGUAGUGCCCGCCUUCAGGCACGGCAUUCUUUGGCAGAAGUGCAACGGAGAGCGUCGUCCAUCUACGAGAUGCUCACCGCCAAAAGAGCCGACAUCGUCAAGAAGCUCAACGACGGCACCAACUUCGUAGCUCUGCUGCAGGUCCGAGUUCAGCCAGUUGUCCAAUACUCCUUCCACAGAAUCAAUUGAUCACGGAGCGGCUUUUUGAGUGGAAGAACCGGCAGAAGCUCGCCCAGGUCGGUCUCGUGUUCGACGAUCGGGACGCCACACUCGACGAAAUUCAGAUUGAGUUCGUUUUCGAUUACAUGUUGCACAUUUGUUUUUAUUUGUAUCAAAUUUUACAAGUGUCAUUUUUGUAGGUUUUUAGCUCGUUGUAUCUAUUACUCACUGUGCGUUUUUUUUUGGAAAAAAUCCAAAUCCUGUAAAAGAGUUUUCUCGUGUCAUUCUGCAUCAGAAAAAUAAUAAGGACCGAAAAAAUUAAUAAGUCGAAGCUUAAAAUACUUCUUGAAAAUAAAAAAAAAUUAGGUUUUCCUAAAACAUUUUUGUUUGAUUAUUUUUCGAAACUGCCUGCUUCUGGGCAUAAUAAUGUUUAUGUGAAGUUUUGGAAUUUGGUUCUGAAAAAUGUGGAGCUUCUUCUAGAUUCGAGUUCCUGGCAGAGCAGAACUGGCAACUGCACAUGUUCACGUGCUGGAUGUUGGAUCUUCUUCGCAGAGGUUGGUCUAUUCCUUACCUCACUCGGGAAAAAAACCCCUUAUCCAGUACACAUUUGAGCCCCUCAUGUUCUCAAAAUUUUGUGAGUAAAUUAUCUAUUCAAGGCGUGUCGGUUUGGACCAUCUAUGACCCUUAUUUUUCUUUCGAGUCAUCAACCGUUGUGGCCUCCCGGCUAUGAAUUUCGAAAGAUUAUUUGAAGACGAAAGAGUUUUUCUCGGGUUUCAGGUCCUCAGCUCAACGACAACAACGCACAGACGACCGCGGCCAACAUGUCGACGCUCAUGGACCAACUCACGAAACUCCUCUUCAUGCUCGUUUCUCAGAGCUUCGUUGUUUCGGUGCAACCCGAACCCGUCCUCAAGACCCAACAUAAAUUUGUCACCGAGGUUUUUGCAAAUAUAUUCAUGCCGCACCAAAAAUGUUCUGAAGGUGAGACUUCUGAUUGGCGAAAAACUCGGGAUCCGACAGCACCUGGUCAACACAAAUGUGACGGUGAAAAUAAUCGCCGAAGAAGAGGCGAAGCAGCUGAGCUCGACGCACGUCAACCACAAGGACAUGUUCGUUGAGGAACACGUGCAGAUGACGACUUUUUCGUUCAGAAAAACAGUAGGAACCAUCAGCAACGAUUUCGAGAAGAUGACGAUGGAUGAGCGAAAUCACAUGGCCGCAAAGUUCAACAAUUCGGUUUGUUUCAUUAAAAUCUCCACAAAUAUCUUUUAAUGUUUGGAUUUCUCUUUUUUUUACAAAAUAUUUUAAAGUGUUUUUUUAUUUGGACCCCUGCUGUUACUUGUUUAAUUCUACAUGGUUAUGGUCUAUCUUUUUUCAAGCUAUAUAAAUUAUCCGUUAACCAAAGUUUAUCAAAGUCUAUAUUACUUACUUACUUACUUAGAUACUUAGAUGGUCCAUCUUCGCUUUCGACAUUUUAUUGCCUUUUAGUGCCUUUUAUUGAUCGAAGCGUGGACCACACGUUUUCCAGGAGAUCUUAUGCAAUCGGUCAUCCAGUGUUGUCGUCCUGGUUGACUGCUAUUCUUGCGAAAAAAAUCCAUCCGUGGUGUUGAACGUGUUAUAGCAUAAUUGUGGUCUUAUUAUCCUUUUUGCCUUGCCAGGGCUAAAAAAGACCGCCCAUUCUGUUAGCAGAAGCAAGCCGAAUUGCGUGACCGGUGUACCGUUAGCCGCCAUAAAUGGCGUUGCCUCCCCAUCACCGCGUAGAGGUGGUACUUGAAGGGGAGCUGUCAGUCUAUAUUACUAUUCAUAUAUAUAUUAAUUUUUUUACAUUUGUCACAAACUUUGAAAAAAAUUUAAGAAAUUGACGAGAAUCGCUCAUCGAAAAACCUCCGCCAAAAGGCGCCACGACGGACUUGAAAUGCUCGUCCAGCAUGCAGGUGUCCCUCCGCAAAAUAUUCUUGUAUAAUGGUAUUUUUAGGCGGCGACAGAUCAAAAGUACGCUCUUCUCUUCCACAUCAGCACUUUCCAGCUGGGCAACCUGGGCAAGGUGUGUCUGACUAGGAUGUUUCGUAUGUAGCAACCGGUCAAAUCUCUGUUUGAUUAUUUUAUAAGAAAACUGCUGAGAACUCACUUGGAACCCGCUUUUAGUCUCUAUUCUAAGCGUUGAAAAAUUGAAAACGCAGUUAGAAAGUAUCUCAUUUUGACGAAAAAAUUUGCAAAAGCUUGAAAGUUUCGUAAAUUUGGGAGUCGUAGAUUGAUUUUAGUUUGA
Caenorhabditis auriculariae is the source of this 6548-nucleotide messenger RNA. The record is from the annotation of a GenBank genome assembly. NCBI's taxonomy places the organism in Eukaryota, Metazoa, Nematoda, Chromadorea, Rhabditida, Rhabditidae.